Molecule: messenger RNA, 1323 nt
Organism: Salvia splendens (bonfire salvia)
Lineage: Eukaryota; Viridiplantae; Streptophyta; Magnoliopsida; Lamiales; Lamiaceae
Product: serine/threonine-protein phosphatase 7 long form homolog
Exons: 5
Coding region: 1-1323 (440 amino acids)
Biological process (GO): meristem development; meristem maintenance
Source: RefSeq, a predicted model, not a curated record
AUGGGGUUCGGCGGCGUAUUGAGGUGUGGUCAACCGAAGGACAUUGACCACCAUCUUAUUACCGCGUUGAUUGAACGCUGGAGGCCAGAGACUCAUACGUUUCACUUUCCAUACGGUGGAGCGACAGUGACUUUGGAAGACGUGGAGGUCUUAUGGGGCUUCAAAGUUGACGGGGAUGCUGUGACGGGUUACAUCCCCACUAAAGAUGUCAGCUAUUGGAUACAACUGUGUUUGGAUUAUCUUGGAUUUGUACCAGAUACAGUUGAACUGAAAGAAAUGGUUUGGAAGCAGACAAGCUUAUCAAAUCAACUGAGGAUUGAGUUGAGUGAUGAACACGACCAGUACAUAUAUGUUCAACAACUAUGUGCUAGCUAUAGCUGGGGUGGUGCGACUCUUGCUUGUUUGUACCACAAUUUAUGUGAAGCUGCUCUUGCUAGGAGGAGCGAUGUCGGGGGAGCGUGUACUUUGUUACAGUUGUGGGCUUGGGAGAGAAUCCCAAAUAUAAGAUCGAAGAUGCUAAAUCCCGUACAUAUAGACUACGCACCAUGUGCUGUCGCAUGGGGUGGUCCGACAUCAUAUGUAAAAGCACUUGGGCAUUGCAUUGAAAAUUUCAGAGAUCAGUUCUCCAGAAUGCACGCCAACCAAUUUAUUUGGAGGCCUUAUGUCAUGCGAAACAUGCCGGACAUUUGUGUUGACGGUCGUCCUAUAUGGACGUCGAUCACAACUCUUAAUUGCUGGAAUAUGGUUGAGCCACACUUGCCACAACGAGUGUUGCGACAAUUUGGGAUUGUCCAACCGUAUAUCCCGCUUGUCAACCGGUUCCACGGAUCUGAUUUUGUGAAACGGGAUCGUCAUGGCAAAUCUGGCCGAAAUUGGGUUGAGUACCACGCCAAUCAUAUACAGGAUUGGGACAAUAGGCACAACAUGGUGUGGACUGAUCUGGAGUACUCAAAUGAGCCUAUUGCAACUGAUGAAUAUAUAGAUUGGUUUCGCCGGAUAACUGUGGUGUACUUAACUAAACCUGGCGUGCAUGCUCAAGAGGGCUUCCAUGAAACGGCAUCCUCUCAUAGCUACGCGGUGGAGACGCUACGCCACUUUCUAAGUGGGCAAGACAUGACAGGACGACCGGAUUUGUUCACAAUUUCGAGGAUGGUUGAAGAUGGUCUGCAGAUAUCUGGGGAGACUGAGAUGAUGGACUACCGUCCUUCCCAGCGCUCUGAGCUGGACAUUGACAUGCCCGUGAGGCAAAAGGGAAGCGACGUGGAAAGAAGAAAACUGCUGGUGGAGAGUCGUCAUCUUCAAGGAUGGAUGCUCAUUUGGUAG